UGCAGGCGGAGGAGGAGGCGGGCGAUCCUCCAGGCCGCGGGGCGCACCAGGCUCCUCCUGCCCUGGGGCGCCGCGGCCUUUUUGCGCCAGGCUCCGGGCGCCCGGCUGGAUGCUGAGAUAACGGUCCCAGAAUCAUGCGAUCUGGGCUGGGAGGCGGGCGUGGCUGCGGGCCUUGGGAUGGCAUUAGGUCUGUGUCUGCAGGUGCUGUGCAGCCUGGGUGGCUGGCUCUCACUCUAUACAUCUUUCUGCCACCUGAAUAAGCACCGAAGCUAUGAGUGGAGCUGCCGGCUGGUGACCUUCACCCAUGGAGUCCUCUCUAUAGGCCUGUCUGCUUACAUUGGCUUCAUUGAUGGCCCUUGGCCUUUUACUCAUCCAGGCUCACCUAACACACCUCUCCAAGUUCAUGUUCUGUGUCUCACCUUGGGCUACUUCAUCUUUGACUUGGGCUGGUGCAUCUACUUCCAGUCUGAGGGUGCCCUGAUGCUGGCUCACCACACACUGAGCAUCUUAGGCAUCAUCAUGGCCCUGGCACUUGGAGAGUCAGGCACAGAGGUCAACGCGGUCCUCUUUGGAAGUGAGAUCACCAACCCGUUGCUACAGAUGCGCUGGUUUCUCCGUGAAACAGGGCACUACCACAGUUUCACUGGAGAUGUGGUGGACUUUCUCUUUGUGGCUUUGUUCACUGGUGUGAGGAUUGGCGUAGGAGCCCAUCUCCUUUUCUGUGAAAUGGUCUCACCCACACCCAAGUGGUUUGUAAAAGUUGGGGGAGUAGCCAUGUACACUGUGUCUUGGUGUUUCAUGGUUAGCAUCUGGCGUUUUGCGUGGAAGAAAAGUAUCAAGAAGUACCAUGCGUGGAGAAGCAGACGGAGUGAAGAACGACAGCUGAGACACAAUGGAUAUCUUAAGACACACUAGGCCAGAGCUUGAUCCCAAUAAUAGAUUGGGUUGAAGUGACCGUGGGAACUGGAUCAGAAACAGAACUGUUACUAUAGAACGGAGCUCAUAAUACACAUAGGUUUUGAAAAAGGGCUAAAUAUAUUGAUCUCUUUGGUCAGUUUCCAAGCUAAGCACAUGCAGUAUUAAAACACUGACUCCUGCAGUGGCACCUGUAGAAAGUGCACAUCCUCAGUGAUGACUGGGAAGAAUGCAGUGAGGUGAGGAUUAUUGCUAUUUAUCUUGGGGUCCAUGUUCCUGGGAGCCUUGAUAUCCAAACAACUUUGAAAAGAACUUGAGUAAGAUCAGUGCUGUCUCUUGUUCCUUUACAAGUAAUUCCUUCCCUACCUGUUCCUGCUUUCCAUGCACAUUUCAUGACUGAUCACACCACGUACAACAAAGAGAGGGACUCUCAGGAAGGGCCAAGUGUUGGACAUUCAAACAUUACAUCUGUGAAUGGGACGUGGUUAUGCAAAGAGAGACAGAAGGAUGUGAGUGAAACUGGCAAUGGUAGCCUCCUCCUACUCUAUCAGAGGUUCCCAAGAAGGCUCAGGGCUCAACUAUAGUCUCACAGCUUUGAUUUAUGAGAGUGAAAGGAUACAAAGAAAACUUAGCAAAGGGAAAAAGCACCUUAGGCAAAGUCCGAGAAUAUCCAGGCCCAAGUUUCUAAAGUCUUCUCGCAUUUGGCUAUACAGGACAUAUAUUUAUGACAUCAUCAAAGACCCAGGACUUUUACUAGUGACAGGGCACAUAGGUAGCUUCUGCCUAGCACAUGGCAAAAUUUAAGACUCCCCCAAACAGGCAUUCAGCAUAAGCCACCUUGCUUGUAGAGAGUUUAGGAGCGGUGAGCCAGUCUUAUCAGUGGUGGGCCCCUCUCAGUCGUAGUGUUCAGACCAGUCAAGGGCCAACCUUGCAAGCAGGCCUUUCCAAGGAUAGCAGUUUAGGCUUGUUAUGUUAAUUCUUAUGUGCACAAAAAUCAUAGAUCUAGGGCUUUGGAUGCAAGAUGAAUGAGGUGUGGGUAGACUUACCAAGUCCUGUUGUGCGAGUUUUGCCCUACCAGGAAAACUAUGCCAGUUCUCAGGGCUUUAGUGAAUUAAUCGCCUAGGCAUGAAAGGCCAUGACUAAAUUCCAUAGGGAUUUACCAUGUGGAUUCCACUGGACUUGAGAUGGGAGUUCAGGUUUCAGCUCUGUAGUAUAUAUUACAAACUAGAACCAAAGAUUUCAAUGAGGGUACUGGCCUCAGGUGAUGAAGCUAAUUUAUUUCCCUUCCUUCCUUCCUUCCUUCCUUCCUUCCUUCCUUCCUUCCUCCCUUCUUUCCU
Messenger RNA from Nannospalax galili (Upper Galilee mountains blind mole rat), 2252 nucleotides. It is a transcript of the gene Tlcd5, whose product is annotated as TLC domain containing 5. Bases 178 to 915 code for a protein of 245 amino acids. The record is from RefSeq and is a predicted model, not a curated record. Gene Ontology annotation, cellular component: membrane. The transcript has 3 exons. Lineage: Eukaryota; Metazoa; Chordata; Mammalia; Rodentia; Spalacidae.